UGUUUUGAUAAGAGAUGUUAUUUUAGAGACAAAGUCACCCAAAUCAAAAUCAUCAAACCUCAAAUUCACCUAAUCCUUACCAUCCUUUUCACCCCAACUAUGAAAAUGUCUGAAAUACAUUGUUUUUUUACAGGAAAAAGUCAGACAUAUAGUUGACAAUCGAAAGAAACAUAUGAUAAAUGGAUAUACUUUUUAAAUCAUAAACCAAUUCUAUAGCUGUAAUGAAUUCUUAAUAGUUAAUAUAAGUAUAGAUAAAAUUAGAAACAUGGGAAUUGGAUCCACAAUUUCCACUGAAUCAGAACCUUUCCCAACACUCACCAACAUUCAUCUUUUCAUCAGCAAUAGAAUCACUUCAAAGGUUGCAGAUUCUUGCUUUCUAAACUUAUCUUCAUGGCCAACAACGAUACAAACGAGCCCUUGCUAUUGAGAUUGCAGGACACUGAACCUCAAAAGGGUAAAAGACGGCUAAACCAAAGAAGGCUCCUUCGUUCUCGAAGUGCUCCUCAUACAGAUCAUGCUCCUCUGGUGACAAACAGCAAUGAAUCAAAUCCUCUUUCUGAGCCCAUGUUUGGGAAUCUACAUCCAAGCUUUAGAAAAGUUGCUAUAAUUCUUAUGGUCUAUUUAGGCAUAGGAACUUUAAUCUUCUACCUUGUCAGGAACCAGAUCAAAGGAAUGAAAACUGAUAGAUUCCUAGAUGCCCUAUACUUUACGAUUGUGACGAUGACUACCGUUGGAUACGGAGACCUUGUUCCCAAUAGUGACCUUACAAAACUACUCGCGUGCGCUUUUGUUUUCUCCGGAAUGGCGUUGAUGGGGCUAAUCCUAAGCAAAGCAGCAGAUUACUUGGUUGAGAAGCAAGAAGUUUUGUUAAUCAAAGCCAUCCACAUGCACCAAAAAGUCGGUCCAAGUGAAAUUUUAAAGGAGCUUGAGACCAACAAAACAAGAUACAAAUUUAUUCUGGUCCUUUUCCUUCUUUUGAUUCUCGUUAUUGCGGGGACAAUCUUCUUAGUCACGGUUGAAAAAUUGGAUGUUAUUGAUGCCUUUUACUGUGUUUGUUCAACAAUUACAACUCUUGGUUAUGGAGAUAAAAGUUUCUCUACUCAAGCUGGUAGAAUAUUUGCGGUGUUUUGGAUAUUAACCGGUACUAUUUGCGUAGCUCAGUUUUUCCUCUACAUGGCUGAACUAAACACUGAAAGUAGACAAAAGGCACUUGUCAGAUGGGUUCUUACCAGGAAAAUGACAAAUCACGAUUUGGAAGCAGCUGAUCUUGAUGAGGAUGGCACUGUUGGGGCUGCUGAAUUCGUAAUUUAUAAGCUGAAGGAGAUGGGGAAGAUUAGCCAAGAAGAUAUAACACUUGUGAUGAAAGAGUUUGAAGAGCUUGACAUUGAUCAGUCUGGUACACUGUCUGUUUCUGAUAUAACACUUGCUCAAUCAUCUUAGACCUACAUUAUAUAUACACAAGUUGUUUGAGAGGGGUUUUCAUUUUUAACUCCAACCACAACAAAGUUUGAUGAGGAUGGAAAUUGGAAAGUCUGAAUUUUUUGGAAAAGGUGCAUAUUUAUUCAUUGGUCAGACUCAGAUUUUUGCAGAUUUUAUGCUCACAGAUUGGAACAUUGUUCAAGUGUGAUAAAGUGAAAAUGAGGGAGUUAAUAUAGAUAUUGAUGUGUAUAGUGUAUAACAAACUACAAAGUUGUUUGAAUUUCAGUGCUUGUUUUUUUACCAUCUCAGGCUCUACUAUGAGGAGCCAAGUUCAUGGUCAAUGCUGUGUAAAUGUUCAAUUGAACUCUUGUUAAAUUUCUUAAAUCUUUUUUUGGUUAUAAAUUUUUUUAAGUGAUUUGGGUUCUGUGAA
This is a messenger RNA of Lathyrus oleraceus (garden pea), 1849 nucleotides long. Its product is annotated as two-pore potassium channel 1. The transcript has 3 exons. The record is from RefSeq and is a predicted model, not a curated record. Gene Ontology annotation, biological process: stabilization of membrane potential; potassium ion transmembrane transport. The coding region runs from base 391 to 1440 and encodes 349 amino acids. Gene Ontology annotation, molecular function: outward rectifier potassium channel activity; potassium ion leak channel activity. Gene Ontology annotation, cellular component: plant-type vacuole membrane; plasma membrane. NCBI's taxonomy places the organism in Eukaryota, Viridiplantae, Streptophyta, Magnoliopsida, Fabales, Fabaceae.